Molecule: messenger RNA, 1713 nt
Organism: Ostreobium quekettii
Lineage: Eukaryota; Viridiplantae; Chlorophyta; Ulvophyceae; Bryopsidales; Ostreobiaceae
Source: the annotation of a GenBank genome assembly
AUGGCGCAGCACGCCCGCCACGCGCGGUGCCUGGCGGCCGCAUGCCCCCAAGCGCCCCACCCCACAUCCUCCAGAGCCGCGGGGAUCUGCGCAAGGCAUCCGACCCGCGCCACCCUCCAGGCCAGGGAGCAGCGGGCGGGGCCCAUUACCGCGGCCGCUUCGGGCGGAGAUUUCGAGCCAGCGGUGUUCGCCAAGGAGUCAGUGUCGAUGGCGGGGGGCGCCGAGAGCAUCGUGCGGGGGGGGCGGGACAAGCUGGAGCUGCUGCCCAAGGCGUUCGCGGGGAUCAGCCAGGUGGGCGUGAUCGGCUGGGGCUCUCAGGCGCCGGCCCAGGCCCAGAAUCUGAGGGAGUCGCUGGAGGUCGCCGGACUGGGGGACGACGUGAAGGUGGUGAUUGGCCUGAGGGAGGGGUCGUCGUCGGCUGCUGAGGCGGAGGGGUGCGGAUUCACCAAGGCUAAUGGGACCCUUGGGGAGGUGUAUGAUGUCAUCUCAAAGAGUGACCUAGUGAUGCUGCUCAUCUCCGACGCCGCACAGGCAAAGCUAUAUCCACGAAUUCUCGCAGCCAUGAAACCUGGUGCCACUCUGGGCCUGUCACAUGGCUUCCUGCUUGGUGUGAUGACAAACGAUGGAGUGGAUUUCCGACCAGACAUCAACGUUGUGCUUGUGGCUCCCAAGGGAAUGGGACCAUCUGUGCGGCAGCUCUACUUGCAGGGCAAGGAGGUCAAUGGGGCAGGAAUCAACUGUUCGUUUGCUGUGCACCAGGACUUCACUGGGACUGCCACCGACAUUGCUCUUGGCUGGGCUGUUGCCAUCGGCGCCCCAUUUGCAUUCUGUACGACGCUGGAGAGUGAGUACAAGAGUGACAUUUAUGGCGAGCGCUGCAUCUUGCUGGGUGCAGUGCAUGGAAUGGUUGAGAGCCUUUUCAGGAGAUACACCAGCCAAGGGAUGAGCCCUGAAGACGCAUUCAAACACAGUGUGGAGAGUAUCACGGGACCCAUCUCGAGGACAAUCUCUACGAAGGGCAUGCUGGCAUUGUACAGCUCGCUGGACGCAGAAGGCAAGAAGACGUUCGAGAAAGCGUACUCGGCCACCUACAAAGCGGCGCUGGACAUAUGCCUGGAGGUCUACGACGAGGUGUCCAGUGGGAGCGAAAUCCAGUCUGUCAUCCGCCGGUGUGCUCGACUGGACGAGUUUCCGAUGGCCACAAUCGACCAGACGUACAUGUGGCAGGUUGGAAAGAACGUGCGCGCCAACCGCGUGGAAGCGGACAUCCCACUGGACCCUUUCACUGCCGGCGUCUACGUGGCGGUCAUGAUGGCCACCGUGGAGGUCCUCAAGAGGAAUGGCCACCCCUACUCGGAGAUCUGCAACGAGUCCAUCAUCGAGGCCGUGGACUCCCUCAACCCCUACAUGCACGCACGCGGCGUGGCGUUCAUGGUCGACAACUGCUCCCACACCGCGCGGCUAGGCUCACGCAAGUGGUACCCGCGGUUCAUGGCCGCCCUGGAUGAGCAGGCAUACGUCAAGAUCGACAGCGAGGAGCCCGUGGACGACGAGAUGCUGCGGGACUUUUUCAACAGCCCCGUGCACGGGGCGCUGGCGACGUGCUCGGAGAUGCGGCCGCCGGUUGACAUUUUUGUUGGGACUGAGGGGUCCGACGUGGGCGUCGGCGUGGGGGCCGCGAGGGUGGAGUUCAAGAGCACGGCCGUGGCGUGA